CACGCACGCCCCCCUCUUCCUCCUCGUAUCUCUCCCCCCGAUUCCAUCUCAAGCUUUCUGUUCACAGUUCACGCCCUAAACGAACUCUUUUUAAGCAACACCAGCUCAUAAAAAGCUGAUCAACUCAACCCACACACAUCACCAAAAACACUAAUCUAGACCACAUUCAUCUCCAAGAAUGGCUCCUGGCUUCAUCACCAUCACCCCACUCAGAAAGCAUUGUUCUUCCCUCGCUCUGAUUGUUCUGAUUUUAGCAGUGAUGCGUUUACGCGCAGUGAAGUGUGUGGAGUUGGAUGUCGGUGGGCCGUAUGGGUGGGCGACUCCUCCGGCUAAGAACGAUCAGAUGUACAAUGACUGGGCUUCCAAGAAUCGGUUCCAGGUUAACGACACCCUACGGUUCACGUACAAGAAGGAUUCGGUGAUGACAGUGGCGGAAGAAGAGUACGAAAGAUGCCGGUCGUCGCAUCCCGUGUUCUUCUCCAACAACGGCGACACCGUUUUCAUGCUGGACCGCCCUGGACUGUUCUACUUCAUCAGCGGCGUCUCCGGCCACUGCCAGAGGGGCCUCAAGAUGGUCGUCAAAGUUUUGGAGCAUGGAUCUUCGCCUCAGGCCGCCGCUGAUCCUCCUCCGACCAGCGGCGCCGUGUUCGUUGCUCCGGCGAAUAUAGCAAAGACUGUAUUUGUGCUACUCUCGUCGCUUUGGGGGUUGAUCUUCGUAUGAUUCCGGUGGACUGGACGGAAGGAUUAUUAGUUUCCAUUGUUGAAGUAGGGUUCCGACUAGUGUGAUUUUCUACUUGAAUCAUUAUAAGGUUGU
Molecule: messenger RNA, 814 nt
Organism: Sesamum indicum (sesame)
Lineage: Eukaryota; Viridiplantae; Streptophyta; Magnoliopsida; Lamiales; Pedaliaceae
Product: early nodulin-like protein 6
Cellular component (GO): plasma membrane
Molecular function (GO): electron transfer activity
Source: RefSeq, a predicted model, not a curated record